AUGGCUCAAGCUCUGCCCUGGCUCUUGCUGUGGAUGGGUGCAGGGGUGCUGUGCACCCAGUCAGGAAUCCGACUACCCCUGAAGAGUGGACUCCCCUUGGGUCUCCGACUGCCUCGGGAAGCCAUCGAGGAGCUGGAUGAGCCCAAUCGACUUCUCAGCCGCAGGAGCAGUUUCGUAGAGAUGGUGGACAACCUGAGGGGCAAGUCUGGUCAGGGCUACUACGUGGAAAUGACAGUGGGCAGCCCUCCACAGACGCUCAACAUCCUAGUGGACACAGGCAGCAGUAACUUCGCAGUAGGAGCUGCCCCGCAUCCUUUCUUACAUCGAUACUACCGGAGACAGCUAUCCAGUACUUAUCGGGACUUGCGGAAGGGUGUGUACGUGCCCUACACCCAGGGCAAGUGGGAGGGCGAGCUGGGCACUGACCUAGUAAGCAUCCCUCAUGGCCCAAAUGUCACCGUACGUGCCAACAUUGCUGCCAUCACCGAGUCCGACAAGUUCUUCAUCAAUGGCUCUAACUGGGAGGGCAUCCUGGGGCUGGCCUAUGCGGAGAUUGCCAGGCCUGAUGACAGCCUAGAGCCUUUUUUCGACUCUCUGGUGAAGCAGACCCAAGUACCCAACCUCUUCUCCUUACAGCUGUGUGGCACUGGCUUCCCAAACCUCAACCAGUCUGAGGCCCUGGCCUCAGUUGGUGGGAGCAUGAUCAUUGGGGGCAUUGACCAUUCCCUAUAUGUGGGCAGUCUGUGGUACACACCUAUCCGCCGAGAGUGGUACUAUGAAGUCGUUAUUGUUCGGGUGGAGAUCAAUGGGCAGGACCUGAAAAUGGAUUGUAAAGAGUACAACUACGACAAAAGUAUUGUGGACAGCGGCACCACCAACCUGAGACUACCUAAGAAAGUGUUUGAGGCUGCAGUCAAGUCCAUCAAGACAGCCUCCUCGACAGAGAAAUUCCCAGAUGGCUUCUGGCUAGGGGAGCAGCUGGUAUGCUGGCAAGCUGGCACUACCCCUUGGAACAUCUUUCCAGUCAUCUCACUCUACCUAAUGGGGGAAGUCACUAAUCAGUCCUUCCGAAUCACCAUCCUGCCACAGCAAUACCUAAGGCCAGUGGAAGACGUUGCCACAUCUCAAGAUGACUGCUACAAGUUUGCCAUCUCACAAUCAUCCACGGGCACUGUUAUGGGAGCUGUUAUCAUGGAAGGCUUCUAUGUUGUCUUUGACCGAGCUCACAAACGAAUUGGCUUUGCUGUCAGUGCCUGCCAUGUGCACGAUGAGUUCCGGACAGCAGCAGUGGAAGGCCCCUUUGUUACCACAAACAUGGAGGACUGUGGCUACAACAUUCCGCAGACAGACGAGUCGACCCUCAUGACCAUAGCCUAUGUCAUGGCUGCCAUCUGUGCUCUCUUCAUGCUUCCACUCUGCCUCAUGGUGUGCCAAUGGCGCUGCCUCCGUUGCCUGCGCCGUCAGCAGGAUGACUUUGCUGAUGACAUUUCUCUACUCAAAUGAAGGGCCCUCAAGCCUCACAGGCCCUCUAUGGCUGUCUACUCUGGCAGGAGACAUGGAGAUAGAACAUGUGACCAGAGCACCUCAGGACCCUUACCCACCAGCCUGCCUACCUUGACAAAGAGAAAACUGGGAGAUGCUGGCACGGUGCGUCCCACAGCGAUAAUGGCUUUAGAAGGGGGAAGAGGAAAGAAGGAAUCUCUCCAAUGGCAGGAAACCCCUUGGUCACAUCAAACCUCAGCUAGGAAAUUUUCUGCUGCUUGAAACUUCAUCCCUAAAAAUUUUACCACCUCACCUAGUUCUCUUCAACCCAAAUCCUUCUCUUUUCCUUAUUCUCAGAAUUGGUACCAGACCCAGCCUUUUCCCUGAUGGUGUCCUGGGAUUAGAAAUGGCCCGCCCUCAUUCUCUUCACACAGGGGUUAAUGUACAAUAUAGCCUCUUAUUUUUGUGUAGAACCUACAUAAACAACCCUGAUUUGACUACAGGGGUAAAAUUUCUUAAAUCUGUGAAUAGAUUGGGGUAUUUAAAUGAUUUUUAUUAGGGGAGAAGGGAGGACAGGUAAUAAGACAGGCAGACAAAGAAGGGGAAAUUAGGGAAAAGCAGUAAAUGGGAAGAACUGUCCCCAGUUUUAGGUCUUGCUAUCUACAUAAAAUACCAUAUCAUAUAACUCAACCAGAAAGACUCUGAUUUGGCAAAACAUUCCAGUUGUCAUGAAAGAACCAGAUUGGCCCCCCCACUCUAUGACUAUUGAUACUCCCUUUCCUAUUCUUCCCAAAUGACCGCAAAGAAAACACAAAGAAAAUCUUGCAAAAUUUGACCAGAUCCUCAUAAUCUGCCUUUAGCAAAGAACAACUAAAUUGCAAACCUAAUUUCUCCCACUAAGGUUCACUUAGCAAAUGACUUUUUUUAAAUAGCCUGAACCUUCUAAUCCCAGAGCAUCACUACUAGAAUUUUGCUAAGAUUCCCCAACUUCCUACACUCCCUCCUCCCUUAAUUUUCAUACCCACAUAGAGAAUAAACAGAAUAAGGCAGAGCUUGGCUGUACUUCUUGAGCUACCCAAUCACAGGGUCUCAUCUCUUUUCUUCCUACCCCUUAACUAAGCCACAAAGCUCCUGAGGAUUUUGCAAACUAGGGAGUUAAAUGAAGGGAUACUGGAUUUUCUCCUAAAUCUUUGAAAAGAGAAUCCAGGGCUUUCAGCAAGUAUGGAGUUGAGACCUUGGGCCUCUGCCUGGAUCUCCUUUGUGUUCAAAGGUAAACAGGAAUCAGGAAUUAGGCAUCUCCUUCCCUCUCCCAGACCUCUCUCACCAUGCUACCACCUCCCUCCCAUACCACUAUUACAUUCAGGUGGAUGAAGCAUCUUCCAGUGCCACUGGUACAGUACCGAUAACUCCCCAAACUCAGUGCUCUCUGGUGCUGUUGCCAUCUCCAGUACCAAGAGGUUAGCAGCCUCCCUUUCAUAGCAUUCCUCAUCUCACUGGAAGCUUUUCUUCCCUGAGUGCCAUUCUUUCCCUUGGUUCCUUGGCUCCCCAGCCCGUGUUAUCUUGUUACCUAGGGCUGGGCACAGAGGAAACAAGCUAAUCUACCCACAGAAGAAUUGCUAUAGCAUUAGCAGGAAGUCAUAAGGUAAAUACAACUGCUCAACUCCACCUUAGCACUCUCGAAGGAAGCCCCUCCCCCCCAACUUUUUUCCUAAUUUAGCCCAGCCAGUCUACAUGGAAUCUGCCUGGCCUCCUUUUCUGUGGGUGUGGGGUAGGGCAAGGGUGAGGGGAGAAAACCCAUGGGGACAUUUCUGGAGUUUCCUGCCUCAGCCUGGCUACUCUGUGGACCAGAACCCCAGUUAACUCCCCACAAGCCAUAAGCAAAUAACAGUGAGAAUAAUGGACCACAGCUUCUCAUUUCUCCACCCACACUUGAGGUCCUUUUUUUUCCACUGCAUCUGGUGCUGCUCUGGCUGAUGGGGGGUACUUUGUACCACCCAAAACUGAUAGAAAAAUCUCAAAAAUAAAAGCCUCCUUCUAGCUUGAGACUUUACUUGGGUGUGUAAAUAAAUCUUUGGAAUUGCUCGUGUGUAACUAAAAGGCCAAGUUCUGCUUUAUAAUCCCUCCCUACGGCUGAGGAAAACUGGCUUUUCCUAGCUCUUCCCAGGACAUAAAACCAACUUUGGUUAGUUGGUCUUGCAGCCCUCUUGUUAUUUUUUAAAGAGAAAACUGGUUGUACUUAAUUCUUCUUUUUAUAAUUCCCUUCUCCAAGCUGCCCCACCAACUUUGAACUCUUAAAUGUAAAGAAAUUCCUCUCGCUAUCUGCUUCUUGCUUGUAAGAUAUGUAUGUAUAUAUCUAUUUUUUAAUUCUACACUCAAAAGCCACUAUCUCAUUUCCAAUCCUCCUCAUUUGGCCUUUCCACAUUUAUAGGUUAGUAAACAAGACAGUAGGUGGAACUUUGGUGUUGUUUUACAAUCGUUGUUAAGACAAAAGGGAAAGAACUGAGCAACACUGGGGUUCUACUUGCCAUAGCAACCUCUCCAGAAGCACUUGUCAUCUUGCUCUAAAUUAGGUUAUCCAUGGGCUUUUGCUGGGGAGAAGGGGGUUAAUCCCUCUACUCUAUCCCACACUCUUCACUCUUUUGGCUCUAAACGCUUUCUGGAGAUAACUAGAAGUUAUUGUUCUUAUACAAGUUAGUUCCUAGCCUUGUAGAAACACUGAGAGGUAGCAAAGGUGGACCAGAAGCUACAAAUCUCAGGGGAGGCAGGUAAGUCAUGAAUAAAGAGAAAUGUAAGCUAAAGAGAACAAAGAAUUGAUCUUCAAUCCUACCAACCAUAUUUUCUGCCUCAAAGGAGUCGGAGUAAAAGCCAAUUGUUAGGAGGGAGACAUCAUUCACAAAAGGCAAAAAUAUUAACCAGAGAAAUCUGGAGGAGGUAAAAAUGGAGGACAUGAGUCCUAGGUACUAGAGCAGUCUCUUCACUUCUGUUCCAGUGCAGCA
Messenger RNA from Sarcophilus harrisii (Tasmanian devil), 4478 nucleotides. It is a transcript of the gene BACE1, whose product is annotated as beta-secretase 1. Gene Ontology annotation, molecular function: aspartic-type endopeptidase activity. The coding region runs from base 1 to 1503 and encodes 500 amino acids. NCBI's taxonomy places the organism in Eukaryota, Metazoa, Chordata, Mammalia, Dasyuromorphia, Dasyuridae. The transcript has 9 exons. Gene Ontology annotation, biological process: membrane protein ectodomain proteolysis; amyloid-beta metabolic process. Gene Ontology annotation, cellular component: trans-Golgi network; membrane; endosome. The record is from RefSeq and is a predicted model, not a curated record.